AUGGUGCCAGUACAUUUAGAAGACUCACAUUUUGUGUUAUAUAUCCCUGAAUUACCUGUUUCCAAACUUGUAGAUGCAGAACUUUGUGAGCGGUCGCUGCAGGAGGAUCCAUCUUCUUCCAUUGCCACUGUAACCAGUGACGAGGUUUUCAUGAUUUCAGACGGAAGCAACAAAGAGAAUUUCAGCUUCCCCAGCUACCCAAAGGGUCGCAUUCUUAAGAGGAGUGUUACCAGCCCGGCAUCUGUAUCGGACUGGUUGAAUGCCGAUUAUACAAGUGUGGAUCUCAGUGUGGACGACAAAGAGGCUGAAAGUCUAGAGGUGGAUUCAGCGAGACAGAGAACAUGGAGCAUCCGUACCUUUAACAGUCUCCUGCCACCAAUACCACAGCUUCAGGUGAAAUGGAGCAGCCGGAUAUCUGCUGGUUCCUUCACUAAACUAGUAGACAGUGGUUGUACCGUUCCACCCACUAUCUCAAGCCCUCAUAUUCCUAGAAGAGCAGGCUCGGCUAUACAGAUAGAGGGCAGUACCAGCCGUUUAUUCUCUGAGUCUUCAGACAGCAAUGCCUCCUAUCCCCUCACCAAUUCCGCACAGCUAAAUCGCAAACUCCCGUCCUGCAAUCUCAAGAGGACCCGGCCUUAUUUCGGGUUUCUGAAUGGUACCUCAGAUGCUCUCCGCUCUUCCAAUACGAAAACUACGUGUUCUAAGGAGAAACACCUAUGCCAACAUUCUGGCACAGAAUUCACAGGUUGUUUCAAAAGCCCUAUGACUAAUGGAGUUCACACCAAAGAGCUUUCUAUGGAUGUGGAGAAGCCAAAGACUGUUUUUGUAAUUUGCGAAGAAGCAGAUGACCAACAGCCUCUGGUAUUUGAUGACCACCUGAGUCCUAGUGAAGAAGUAUUAUCUGGAUCUUUUGAGGGUAGAUGUGAAGAUGAUGCCGCAAUGGAUAGUUGUGAUUUCAGCACCCAUGUGAAAGUUCCAGAAGAUUACACAUAUCCAUGUACAAGGAUCACAUCUUCAUUUAACUCUCAGUCCACAACCAUUAAUUCUAGACACAAAUCUGCACCGGAUACACAUUCUCCAUUUAACCAGAUGGGGUUGGCUACAGACUGA
Messenger RNA from Spea bombifrons (plains spadefoot toad), 1110 nucleotides. RefSeq lists its product as uncharacterized. The coding region runs from base 1 to 1110 and encodes 369 amino acids. The transcript is spliced from 3 exons. Lineage: Eukaryota; Metazoa; Chordata; Amphibia; Anura; Pelobatidae. The record is from RefSeq and is a predicted model, not a curated record.